ACGUCAUCACAAGGACGUACACACGGCAGCAAGUCAAGAAGGCACGCAGUUUUGUGGGGAAUUCCUUACAAUUUUACUGCCUUACAGACUGGAAGCUGUUUGUUUUGGACUGCUUAAAGGUAAAAUACAUCUAAUUCGAGACAAUGAGUGAGUCUUUUGUUAACGAAAACGUCCCUGUCAUUCAUGAAGUACCGGCUGACGAUGACAAUUCACAUCAACAGACGGUAGAAGAAGUAAACAACGUGGCUGCCUCUCCCUCCCUCGUGGCCCCGUUUCUUCGCGUUGAGCAAAUCAGAGAUGAAGACGGCACGAGCUCUGUGUACACGAGCGAGGAGGAGGGAGACGUGGACAGGGAAAAGUCCCCCGAGCCCGAGUUUCAUUCUCCCACCGAUGAAUUACGUGACAAAAUAAUUAAACAGGUUGAAUUCUACUUUUCUGAUGCCAACAUAUUGAAGGAUGCAUUUUUGUUAAAACACGUCCGGAGAAAUAGACAGGGCUAUGUAAGCAUCAAACUUAUUACUUCUUUCAAGAAAGUGAAGUCUUUAACGAAAGAUUAUCGAGCUGUGGCGUACAGUUUGAGACAAUCUGAUCAUCUUGAAGUGAAUGAUGAAGGCAAGAAGGUGAGACGGACAGACCCACUGCCUGAAUAUGAUGAAACAACACCAUCACGCUCUGUUGUUGCGGUUAAUCUUCCCAUGGAGGUGCCAUCAAUUGAAAAUGUAGCUGAACUUUUUUCAAAGUGUGGUGAGGUUUCAUUGAUUCGUAUCUUGCGCCCUGGCAAGAGUAUACCACAGGAUGUCAAAAAAUAUGCAGCAAAACAUGGUGAAAUAGGUACCACUGUCUGUUGUGUUGUAGAAUUUGAAAAACAUGAGUCUGCUAAACUUGCCUGUGAUACAAUGACAGAUACUGAGGAUUGGAGGAAAGGUAUGCGAGUCAUGCUUCUUGCUCCUCAAAAAAGGAAAGAAAAAAAGAAGGAUAAAGAAGGAAAUGAAGAAAACGAAGGCGAAGAUGGUGAGGAAAAUCAUGAAAAGAAAAAGAAAAGAAGAGAAAGGAGGAAGAAAAACCGAGUUGACGAACUUGCACGUGAAAAUGAUUCAUCUUAUGCUAGUAGUGGGUCAGAAGGUGAUAUUCCCACUCCUGUAAAGCACACUAUUGCACACCAUCAAAAGUCGCUCAGUCCAAAUCAUUUGGACCCCAAUAAAUUAAGCCCAUCAACCUCACCUCGUUCUAGUCCAAGAUCUAGUCCACUGACAAGCCCAAGAUCCCGUCGCAGAAAUCAACAUACUAAAUCACCUCUGACACAUGGAAGUCCUAGCAAUAGUCCAAGGAACAGCCCUAGAAGCAGUCCAGAGAUGAGCAGAAAGAAUUAUGAUUACUCUUCAGGGGGAGAUAGUACUCCUUCUAGUCCUUGGGUACAACGCAGACUUAAGGCUGCUCAAGAAAUCAGUCCUCUGGCCAAUCAAACAAGCCCUGGACGCAGUCCGAAUGGGAAACACCACCUAUUGGACAUGGAAGGAGUGAUGCGACAACCCAAAGGUCCAGAUGGUACUCUCGGAUUUCAUCUUGGACGUGGUAAACCAAGGAGCAGCACAUUUUCAUAAAACAUGAAAUAUGUACCGAUAGGGGAGUAAAAUAAUUAGUUAAUUAUGCAUUUAUCAUGAGGUCUUUUUGGCAUAAUUUCGUCAAGCAGCUUUCCAUUAAAUGAAGUGUAGUACAUAUGCCUAGAUAAUGUAUUAUAGUAAUUGAUGAAGUAUUCUGUCAAGAUUUUUUACGCCCUUACAUGCUGUAAAUUGAGUUCAAAUAUGAAAUCUUGAUACAUUCAAGUUUUGUUAAGUUACACGGUAUCUGCUGGUGCUAAAAGUGCACUUAAAUAUUUUGUUUUGAAUUUGUUGCCAGUCUCAAUAUAAAUGAAACAUAUUUUUGCUUCAUGAAGCGUUUAGAGAUCACAUCGCCAUCAUAUGUAAACUAGAUUUAAACUGUGAAAAUACUGAAGGAGAAAAAAGGAAAUGAUUCUCUCCAUGGUGGAGUUUUACUUCAAAUGUUGUUUGAGAUUUUAAAACAGCUUUGUAAACACAGUCAGACUAUUUCGCUAUGUGCUGCAUUUUCAAAUGGACAUUAAGGAUCUCUGUUAGCCAACUGAGGUCCUAAAUGUCACCCUGGUACAACGUAGUAUUCGCUUCAUACUACUUGGCUAGGGAGAAUUUCUCUAACUCAUUCAGUAGAGUGUAAGACUAGUAAGCCAGAGGUCUCAUGUUCGACUCCUAGCGGAGGCAUUGAAAAAAUGAUGACCUCUAUUACGUUGGUGCCCACAGGUGGACCCGUAGAAUAAUGACCUCUGUUACAUUGGCACCCAAUGUAGGGCCCGUGAAAUAAAAAGGAAUCGUUAUGACCCCUAGAAAACUUGGGACAGGUCUUUCCUUGAGGGGGAAUAUGUCAUUCAAUCUGGUACAAAAAACUAACCGCUUCCUACCGACUCGGCUAGGGAGAAUUUCUCCUUAGCUCAUGCGGUGGGGCGUAAGACUAGUAAAGCCAGCGAUCAUGGGUUUCGACUCCUGGUGGAGGCAUUGAAAAAAUAAUGACCUCUGUUACACAUACAUAUAUAUACAAUGUACAGACCUCUUGAUUUGGAAAAAAAAUCCCAAAAAGAAAAUUAGUUUCCGAGUCAUUCCCAACAUGGGCUUUUUCAAUAUUUUCACAUGGACAAUCCAUGAUAACAGAUUGAUCUUGCUACUGGAAGCCUAGGUGGUAUAAAGUGGCAAAUAGAUUAUAAGUUGUUUAAAACUAUAUUAAAUACAUAUCUGCGAUAAAUCGUAUGCCUGUUCCAAAAGAAUGAUGGACUUGACAACAGAUUUAUUAGUGACAAUCUUAUGAUGUUACUUUAUCAAAAGUCUAAUAUAUACUGUACAAUACUUUUGUAGGUUUAUACAAUUUAUGUUAUUGAUCAGUUUUUAUGUGAACCCUGUUUUUGUAUCAAAGAAAUGUCUGCAAGUGAUCCAAACUAUUUAACAGUUAAAUUGUCUCCCUUUCCUUUGUGUUACCAAAUGAAUUGCUUGGGUUCCUUUUUUGAAAGGGCAAGCACUAUCACUGUUGACCAUUACUAUAAGCCUGUUUAUAUUAAAUCGACAUGCAUUGAUAUACAUGCAUUGAAGCUUACUGCCAUUUUCAUAUUUCAGAACUUGUUAAUCAUUUAUGAAAACAACUUUUUUCAAUACUGUUAAACUUCAUU
Messenger RNA from Mizuhopecten yessoensis (Yesso scallop), 3226 nucleotides. Its product is annotated as la-related protein 6-like. Gene Ontology annotation, molecular function: mRNA binding. NCBI's taxonomy places the organism in Eukaryota, Metazoa, Mollusca, Bivalvia, Pectinida, Pectinidae. The transcript has a single exon. Bases 144 to 1601 code for a protein of 485 amino acids. Gene Ontology annotation, cellular component: nucleus. The record is from RefSeq and is a predicted model, not a curated record. Gene Ontology annotation, biological process: RNA processing.